AUGAGUCGCCAAAUCGAGCAGGCGUUGCUCUCAUUGAUGCCGACAUACGGCUCUGAUCUACCACCAGCUCUUGUGGAACUCGCGGGUUCAUUGCUUGCACAGUCCCGACUUCAUGCAAGUACCCUCAAGGCCGAGGAAGAGAUUGCUAGGCUUUAUGCUUGUGCCAACAUUGCGUGCGACCGACUAAAAAUCACUCUCGAUCUUCCACCUAUCGAACCACGACCACCUAUUCCCCCUCGCAUCUACAAGCGACUCUAUGGCCAUCUCGACAACAUCCUCCCCAAUAGCGCCACAACGCCUGGUAGGGCUGCAUCAGGCCGGGUGAGGACACCAAGUUCGAGAUUUCGGGAUGCUGGAGGCUCACCGGCAUCUGGGUCGCGACCAUUACCAUCUCGUGGGACACCCACAAAAGAUCAAAGCCUUGCCCAAUUUCGAACCCCUUUAAAGGGGGAUGCAGGCACACCGACCAAAUCUACGGGAAAGAAGGAAGCUGUCUCAGAGCACGCCCUUCAUCCAUGGAUAAAGCCCACGACUCGAUUCUUGUGCGAGGAAACUGAUCACAAGAAGCUCGCGCCCACGAUUUUGGCCGGUAUGGAGGCAAUCGUCACACCGGGAGGCCGCAGGACCGAGGAUGAAUGGGUUCUGAAAAACGUGACAGCCUUGUUUGCUGCCAUUUACUUCUUUGUCACCAUGCGUGUCAAAGCCCUCGCAUCAGGGGAGGCGAUCGACCGAGAAGGCUAUGUUCCACUUCGCAAAGAGAUUCUUGCUCUACUUACUCGAGCUCGCAGUGAGACCUCUGUCAGGGGCUUGGAUGAAGACGAAGCUUGGGAUGGGUGGAGCAGUCUGAAGACGAAAGAGUUUGACGAUGCUGUUGCUCGUGUCAACGAAAGGGCAUGGCUCACUGAAGACUGGUAUCAAGGUAUCGCGGAUGUUGUCAAGCUGACCCAGCGAAGCCAACUUGACGACGUUGAGAUGCUUGACGAGGAGACGAUGCCCAAGAUGCAGGUCAAGAAGGCAGACACCAUGUUUCAAGACAAGUACGACUUGCUUAGUGAAGCUAAGCGCGCGGAUUUCAUGCACUUCAAGGAAGAUAUGCUCGCCAGGAUUGCUCUAUUGACGACAGCGGGCGCUGCCAUGGAGGUAGAUACAAAAUGAAGGACCAAGACCUGCUUUUGGC
This is a messenger RNA of Fusarium vanettenii 77-13-4, 1177 nucleotides long. RefSeq lists its product as uncharacterized. The coding region runs from base 1 to 1155 and encodes 384 amino acids. Gene Ontology annotation, biological process: DNA replication. Lineage: Eukaryota; Fungi; Ascomycota; Sordariomycetes; Hypocreales; Nectriaceae. Gene Ontology annotation, cellular component: nuclear origin of replication recognition complex. Gene Ontology annotation, molecular function: DNA binding. The record is from RefSeq and is a predicted model, not a curated record. The transcript has 2 exons.